AUGCCCAGACGACGCAUUAUAGAAGACUCUUCAGACGAAGAAACGAACGACUCUUCGAGUUCGAUACCCUCAGAUGACCGCCUAGAACGGGCGCUACGAGAUACCGUCGCAAACAUCUUCCGAACAGGGAAAUUAGAAGAAUUAACCGUCAAGCGCGUACGAACCGCGACGGAGACUGCAUUAGGAUUGGAAGAGGGGUUUUUCAAGGCAGAUGAAGAUUGGAAGACGAGGAGUGAUCAGAUCAUCAAAGAUGAAGCUGAGAAAUAUGAACAACCACAAGAAGAUGAGAUAAUUGACGAAUCACCCGCAUCGCCGAGAAAACCUGCCAAAUCUAAGACGAAAAAGCCUGCCAAACGGGUAUCAGAAGAGAGCACGGCGCCCAAAAAGAAGCGCCGAAAAGUUAGUAGUGAGGUAGAAUCGCCAGAAGCCUCUCCGCCGGUCGACGAAGAUGAGCAAUUAGACGAAGAAGAGGCUAGAAGCUCUUCUCUAAAACCUCMAACUGAAGAAGCAGUACCCGACAAAGGAGAUCAAUCCGAGAGCGAAAUGUCCGUGCUGCUAGACGAAGAACCCAAAAAACCACGACCAAAGAAAGCACCACCCAGUGCACCCAAAGCGCGAGCUCCAAAAAGCGCGCCAAAAUCAGCGACUGAUGCAGACCCAGACCAAGCAGAAAUCAAACGUUUACAAGGGUGGCUUAUCAAAUGCGGAAUUCGGAAAAUGUGGGCGCGCGAGUUGGCGCCGUACGAUACCCCGAAGACGAAGAUUAAGCAUUUGAAGAAGAUGCUGGAAGAUGCGGGGAUGAAGGGCCGGUAUUCGGCUGAUAAGGCUCGUCAGAUUCGCGAUGCGAGGGAGCUCCAAGCAGAUUUGGAGGCGGUAAAAGAGGGAGCGUCCAGAUGGGGGAGGGGAAGUGCGCAGGACGAGAGCGGUUCCGAAGAUCAACCUCGACGGCGGCUGGUGAAAGGCCGUCAGAGUCUUGCAUUUCUUUCGGAUGAUGGCGAGGAGACCGAUUGA
Molecule: messenger RNA, 1011 nt
Organism: Talaromyces amestolkiae
Lineage: Eukaryota; Fungi; Ascomycota; Eurotiomycetes; Eurotiales; Trichocomaceae
Exons: 2
Coding region: 1-1011 (336 amino acids)
Cellular component (GO): nucleus
Source: RefSeq, a predicted model, not a curated record